ACUUCCGGGGGGAGCGAGGCAAACGGGUGUUAGCUGAAAUCUCGUUUUAACCCUCAAUAGACAUUUUAGGUUAUCAGCCAUGGGGAAGUCUUUUGCCAACUUCAUGUGUAAAAAGGAUUUUCACCCUGCGUCGAAGUCGAAUAUCAAAAAGGUAUGGAUAGCCGAGCAGAAACUCACUUUCGAUAAGCGAAAGCAGGAAGACCUGAUGCAGGCAUACCUGAAAGAGCAGGACACCUACAACAACAGGGUGUUGAUGGGGGAUGAUCGUGUUAAAAAUGGCCUCAAUUUCAUGUAUGAGGCUCCACCAGGAGCGUCAAAAGAGGAGAAGGCAGAGGAGGGAGAAGAGGAGUACAAGUUUGAAUGGCAGAAGGGAGCUCCUAGAGAGAAAUAUGCUAAAGAUGACAUGAAUAUCAGAGACCAGCCUUUUGGAAUUCAGGUGCGUAAUGUGCGCUGCAUCAAAUGCCACAAAUGGGGUCACGUGAACACGGAUAGAGAAUGCCCUCUGUUUGGACUGUCAGGCAUCAACGCCAGCUCUGUGGGUUCAGAGGAGACGCCAGGUCCCUCCAUGCACCCCUCCGAGCUAAUGGCUGAGAUGCGUAACAGUGGCUUUGCCCUGAAGAAAUGUGUCCUUGAUCGGAGCGCAACCGUUUGUGAUACAGCACAGGAAUAUGUUGCGAGUGACCAAGAAGGAGAUCCUGAGGUGGAAUUUUUGAAAUCUUUAACAACAAAGCAGAAACAGAAGCUCCUCAGGAAACUCGAUCGUCUGGAAAAGCAGAACUCCAAGAAAAAAAAGAGUAAAAAGGAGAAGAAGAAGAGGAGCAAAAGGAAGCACAAGAAAAAGCAUGAGAGCAAUGACAGCUCAAGCAACAGCAGCGACUCAUCCAGUAGCUCCAGCGACUCCGACGGCAACUUCAAGAGCCACAAGCGACAGAAGAGCAAGAAGAAGGCGUCCUGCCGGGAUAACAGCGCCGAGAGGCCAGAUCAGAGCCGCCAGAAGUCCUCGGCGAGCCCUCGCGCCAGAGAAUAUCGACAAACGUGGACGGAGAGAGGAAGGAGCCCGGGGGAGGAAUGGAGGAAGAAAAAGGAGAUGGCAGAGGGUGGUCGAGAACGAAAACGAGAGCGGAGCCGCAGCGGCGAGAGGGCCAGAGAGCGACACCUCAGAGGAGAUGCUGAGAGGAAGAGAAAGGAAAGGGCGGCGGGUGACAGGAGUCGAAGCAGAGACAGAAGCAGGAGCAGUAGAAAACGCUGAGGGCUGCUUAUACCACGCUGGAUGGACAUUUUUCUUCGACAGGGCUUAAGAAGCAUGCAUUUCCUUUUCCUACCAGUAGAGAGAAGCAGUGGAUAAAAUAUCAACAUCCGCUUCACUUUACUGCUGUCAAUAUUAUACACAGUUAGCAUGGUGAGACGGCCUCGAGAAAGUGAGACGGCUUCUGUGGGUUACUGCAGGGUUUUUUUUGUUUUUGUUUUGUUUUUACAAUAUAAUCCGUCAUGUUUUAGACAGCUUUUGAGUCAUAUAAUUGAAGAAAACAAACAAAACUUUUAAUUUACAAGUCAUUGUGUUGCCUGUGUUAAAUGAAUAGCGUUCGUUGUGAUUGGACAGAGUGCAAUGUUCUCGUUAUUAAAUAAAUCAUGUUUGAAUAUCUA
Phycodurus eques (leafy seadragon) is the source of this 1644-nucleotide messenger RNA. It is a transcript of the gene cirsr, whose product is annotated as corepressor interacting with RBPJ, CIR1. The record is from RefSeq and is a predicted model, not a curated record. Gene Ontology annotation, molecular function: transcription corepressor activity. Lineage: Eukaryota; Metazoa; Chordata; Actinopteri; Syngnathiformes; Syngnathidae. The transcript is spliced from 10 exons. Gene Ontology annotation, cellular component: nucleus. Gene Ontology annotation, biological process: negative regulation of DNA-templated transcription. Bases 80 to 1249 code for a protein of 389 amino acids.